AAGGCUGCUGCUGUAUUUAGUAGCAGAUAAAGUUUGACAAUUUGUUUGUUGGAUUAUACUUUUAUAUAGAAGUUUUACAAAUGGUUGUUCAACUUGCUUUCAAUAUAACCCUUUUUCCACUCUCCAAUUCCAUUCUUUUUCUUCCUUCUUUUUGUAGGAUGAUGUGCUUUCCUACUUCCCCCCAUUGAAAAACCUACCCCCAUAAGCACUUCCCUUUUUCAAAUUCCUUUUUCUAAGUGCCCAUUUGCAUACUGUCAUUUUUCUCUAUUAUUGGAGUAAUCAAGUUUGAGGAAUAUGCUAUAAGGUUAGGAUUGAAGUUUGAAGGUGAAUUAGUGGGCUUUUUGCCUUUGAUUAAGCUAAGAUAACAUGGGAAUUUUAUGUUCAAAGAGUAUUAAUGGUGAGAAAGUGGAUAUAGAUGGUGAUUUGUGUGUAUUGAGCCGGGUUAUUCCCUCGAGACAAACUGAUUUAGGUGUAGUAUCAAAGCAUAGUAGCCAUGAGAAGCAGUUGUGUGAUCUAGAGGAUCUGCAACCUGAGGGGCACUAUAAGAAUAGUCAUCACAAUAUAAGAAGGGAAACUGACCUUGAUGAUUAUUAUGAUGGAAUUCCUCGUAUUCCGAUGGCGUUAUCGCAUAAGUCGAGAUCAAGAAGUUCUACUCAAGCUGCAGUUGCUAAGGUGUCUGAAGUGAGCAUACGAUUGGGCAGGGCCGGCACCAUGGGGCUUGAGAAGGCUGUGGAGGUCUUAGAUGUGCUUGGGAGUAGUGUUACUGACUUAAACUCGAGAAGUGGGUUUGCUUCCGGAGUACUAUCAAAAGGAACCAAAAUUUCUAUUUUAGCUUUUGAAGUUGCAAAUACGAUCAUGAAGGGUGCUUGUCUUAUGCAUUCCCUAUCCGAGUCACGUUUAUGCCACUUGAAAGAAGUGAUUCUUCCUUCUGAAGUCGUGCAAAAAUUAGUAUCGAAAGAUAUGGAUGAACUUCUUCGCAUUGUUGCUUUUGACAAGAGGGAAGAAUUAGCUAUAUUUUCAGGAGAAGUCAUACGAUUUGGGAAUCGCUGUAAAGAUCCUCAAUGGCAUAACUUGGAUCGUUACUUUUUAAAGCAAAGCAAUGAAGUUGGCCGUUGUAAGCAACUGAAGGAGGAUGCAGAGUCGGUCACACAACAGUUGCUGCUUUUCGUUCAGUAUACCGCUGAGUUAUACCAUGAGCUUCAUGCUUUGCAUAGAUUCGAGCAGGACUUCCAAGGAACAUGCAGGGUUGUGGAACUUAAGAAGCAGAAGAAACUUGUGAUGAAACUAAAGAAAAGAUCACUUUGGAGCAGGAGUUUGGAAGAGAUAAUGGAGAAACUUGUGGAUGUUGUCCUUUUCUUGCAUAUGGAGAUUCAUAGUAAUUUUGAUAAUGAUGGGAAAAAUGAAGAUGCUAUCAUAGGAGUUGAAGCGCCGGUGAGCCAACCCCAAAGGCUUGGACCGGCUGGUCUUGCAUUGCAUUACGCAAACAUCAUUUUGCAAAUCGAUGGAAUUGUGGCUAGAUCAAGUUCAAUGCCCGCUAACGCUCGGGAGUCAUUGUACCAAAGCUUGCCGCCAAGUAUCAAAUCAUCUUUGCGCUCAAAGCUGCAAUUAUUUAAAUCCAAAGAAGAGCUCACUUCACCCGAUAUCAAAGCCGAAAUGGAGAAAACCUUAGAGUGGCUUAUUCCGAUUGCAUCCAACACUGUCAAGUCCCAUCAUGGUUUUGGUUGGGUUGGCGAAUGGGCGAAUUCCGGGUUCGAGACAAGUGAUACAUCUGCCGAAAAAGUUGAUGUGAUUCGUAUCGAGACACUCUAUCACGCCGACAAGGUGAAGACCGAAGCGUACAUUACCGAUCAAUUAGUUUGGCUUCAUUUUUUGGUUACCCAAUCAAGAAUAGCAAGCAAAAGCUUUAGUAUCAAGUCCGCUAUCAAACCCCCUGCAAUCUUGCCCCAGCAAAGAAAUCAGGUUCCCGAAGUAAAGCCUAGCAAUGAACUAUCAAACGUGCUCACAGUCUCAGCGCAAGAAUGUCAAAAAACGAAUGAUAAUGCUGAGAAUCAAACACCAGGAAUCGACAAAAGUGAAGAUCUUGGUGCUAUUAAAGAGCAAGAGUUGGGCAUAACCAAACAAACGAAUGUUGUCGUAUAAUGAAAUAAACACGUGAAAUUUUAUGGGUUUAGGUGCAUUAGCGUAAUGCAAUCUGCUAAUAAGAGCGAUUACGCAAUUUUUGCGUGGAUUUUACACACGAGUGAAGCUUAGUAUAGUGAUCAUGUAAUAUAGAGCAUAGAGAUGGUGCUUAGUGAUUUCUUUGCUUUUUGUUGUAAAGUUGCAAUAUUUACAUUACAUGGGAGAGAAGUUUUAAGUUAGAGUUCACCUUGAUGUGAUUGUAAAGGUGUUUUUAUUCCUCUUUAUGUUUCUUGGCAUCGGAUUUCUAUAAAAGUUUACAAAUUACAAUAGUAUUCCAUUAUCUCAAUGCUAAUGGGUGGCUUCCACCAAAUUUUGAAGGUCGGAUGUAUGAAACGUUACUUUUGUUAGUGAUUCUCCCUCUUAUUCUAAUCAAAUGUCUUGUUUC
This is a messenger RNA of Amaranthus tricolor (Joseph's coat), 2563 nucleotides long. RefSeq names its product protein PSK SIMULATOR 1. The transcript has 13 exons. Gene Ontology annotation, biological process: positive regulation of growth. Lineage: Eukaryota; Viridiplantae; Streptophyta; Magnoliopsida; Caryophyllales; Amaranthaceae. The record is from RefSeq and is a predicted model, not a curated record. The coding region runs from base 367 to 2139 and encodes 590 amino acids.